UGAGGAAGGGCUCGGGCGGACCCCGUCGCCCAGCUCCAGAGUUCCUAGAGCCGGUGUGUUCCACCUCGGAAGCCCCUGCUGCCAGCGGGGGAUACGAACGCCACGCCCACUACGCCCGUAGGCCCACUGGCGGGAAAGUGCGUGGUUGGGAGUAGGGUUGCUCCCCGGGGGCCUGGACCGGACGGUCUUCCUGAAGGUCGAGGCAGGGCACCCAGGGAGGCAGGGAGCUCUCUUUAUCCAAGGACGUGGCCCCCUGUAUGGGUAGUGGGGGCCACAGGCUGGGACACCCCUGAUGUCAGAAGUGAGUGAGCAGGUUGACUGACCACAAGCAGUCCCUCAGCAUCAGCAUGGACUCCAGGAUCCCAUCUGCUAGGAGCUGGAUCAGCAGCCACCCACCCACCUCUGAACCUGACCUGGAGCCUGCCACAGAUGGGCCAGCUUCCGAGACCACCACACUCAGCCCAGAAGCCACCGGCUUUAAUGACACCAGAAUCCCUGACGUGGCUGGUGGCACAGCCGGCGUGGGCACAAUGCUUCUGUCCUUUGGGAUCAUCACAGUGAUUGGCCUGGCUGUGGCCAUGGUUUUGUACAUCAGGAAGAAGAAGAGGCUGGAGAAGCUGCGCCACCAGCUCAUGCCUAUGUACAACUUCGACCCCGCGGAGGAGCAAGAUGAACUGGAGCAGGAGCUGCUGGAGCAUGGGCGGGACACUGCCUCCGUGCAGGCCACCACCGCUGUGCAGGCCACGCAGGCCAAGGUGGGCACUGACCAGGCUCCUCCACCCAGCCUGCAGCCUGUAUGUGGCUCUUCCACCCACACCCUCCCUCCUUUCCCGUGUAGCUUUCUAGCACCUGCCAUGUGGUCAGGUGGCAGCUAUCGGGUAUAUGGAUUUUGUCAGGUUUGUUUAGAAACUAGUAGAAUUGCUCCUCGGCCACCCAGAGACUCACGGCACAAGGCCAGGCCAGGGCAGCCCUGGGAUCCAACCUGGCUCUGUCCCGAUAGCCUGGUCACCUUGGAAGCUCCACUGGCCUCUCUGAGGCACAGUUUUCUCAUCUGCAAGUGA
Molecule: messenger RNA, 1061 nt
Organism: Physeter macrocephalus (sperm whale)
Lineage: Eukaryota; Metazoa; Chordata; Mammalia; Artiodactyla; Physeteridae
Exons: 4
Coding region: 348-1061 (237 amino acids)
Source: RefSeq, a predicted model, not a curated record